AUGGAUGACAACUGGGGUACAGGGGUGAUCCCCGCCUUAAGCGAUGCCUUACGAGAUGUCGAGGCAAAAAUUGUUUUCAAAGCUGCAGUCUCACCCAGGGCCGCUAUAUCCGCUAUGCAAAGGCUUCUUCAGGACGAGGUGAUGAAGCUGGAGUCUCGAGUGUUCAUUAUGCAUUUGCAUCCUGAUUUGGCUAUAAGCCUGUUUUCCGAGGCGUACAAAUUAGGAAUAAUAAGCAGUGAUUAUGUAUGGGUUAUUACCGACGGAUUGGCCAGCCUAUUGAAUUCCAUCAACGCUACUUCUCUGCUCUCUAUGAAUGGCGUGUUGGGGAUAAAAAUAAAACUCACACAAACCGACGAGUCAAGGCUGAAUGCAUUGGCUAAAGGAUGGAAGCAGCGGUUUAAAGCCCAGAAUCCUACAAUACCGAGCCUGGAAUUAAAUUCCCGCGCUCUUGUUGCAUAUGAUACAGUGUGCGCAAUUGCUAUUGUAAUCGAUAACCUCCUGCGUAUGGAGUUAUUUAAUGGCAGUUUCUCAGAGGCCUCCAGCAGCACCAAUUAUGAGGUCAUUGGGUUGUGGAUAGAAAAUGGCCUCAAUAUUGCUUAUAAAAUAGUAGUUAAUUCGGGCGGUGGAUCGAGAAAGACGCCACGUGGAUGGGUGAAACCUGUGCCAGACCAGAAACUGAAAAUAGCGGUGCCUUGGCGACCAGGGUUUCAACAAUUGGUCAGCGUAAAACCUGUUCAUGCCAACACAGAUGCACAAAAUCAGACUAAUGAGAUUACAGGCUUCUGUAAUGAUGUGUUUAAAGCAGUGCUUAGGAGAUUGGAUUAUGAAUUGCUCCAUGAGUUGAUACCUUAUGGAUUUGGCAAUGCCACUGCAGGCUACUCCGAUGACCUCGUGUACCAGGUCUAUCUGCAGGUUUUCCUUUUCCACGCUCUUCAUGACUCAAAGAUGGGAGAGGAUUAUUUUGUAUUAGUGUCUAGUUACACCGCCAGCCUGUCUGCGAUACUUACUGAGAGACAAAUUGUACCAAAAGUUGAGAGCCUUGAAUCUCUAAUCACCCAAAAUUUGCGAAUCGGGUACUCCCAGGGAUCCUUCAUAGGCAAGUAUUUGGAAAAACAACUUGGUGUGAGUGAAAAUGUUCUUCGCCCAUAUUCAUCUGUACAAGAGUACGCCAUUGCGCUGAAGAAGGGACCCCGAUGCCAUGACUAUGCCAGACUUGGUCCCACGUACAAAACAGGAGGUUACAGAUUUGUGUUCCAAAAAGGGUUUCCGUUGGUUUCAGACAUUUCCAAGGCUAUAUUAAAUCUUUCAGAAAGCAAAGAUAUGCAACAAAUUAGAGAGAAGUGGUUCAAUUCAAGUGAAAGCAUAUGCAACGUGGUGUCUAAUGGAGUGGAAUCAAACAGAUUGAGCCUCAAAGUCUUUAUGGAUAUAUUUGUUUUGACAGGAUGUGUGUCACUUGUCACUCUCAUCUACUAUUUGCGUCAUCUCCUUUACCGAUUUGUGCAGAAAAAUGAGAAUUCAUCUCAUAUCAAAUCCAUCUCCACUCGAUUGCAGACGUUUGCCAAUUACGCAGACAAGAAGGAGAUCCCACCACCGAAAAGAAAGAGAUAUGAAACUGCCAUGUUUUCAUCUGUAGCUACCGCUUCAACCUCCCCUGAAAUUUUCGUUUUAAUAAGCUAA
Molecule: messenger RNA, 1677 nt
Organism: Cryptomeria japonica (Japanese cedar)
Lineage: Eukaryota; Viridiplantae; Streptophyta; Pinopsida; Cupressales; Cupressaceae
Product: glutamate receptor 2.7-like
Exons: 7
Coding region: 1-1677 (558 amino acids)
Cellular component (GO): plasma membrane
Molecular function (GO): signaling receptor activity; ligand-gated monoatomic ion channel activity
Source: RefSeq, a predicted model, not a curated record